This is a messenger RNA of Branchiostoma belcheri (Belcher's lancelet), 1074 nucleotides long. Its product is annotated as collagen alpha-1(XII) chain-like. The record is from RefSeq and is a predicted model, not a curated record. NCBI's taxonomy places the organism in Eukaryota, Metazoa, Chordata, Leptocardii, Amphioxiformes, Branchiostomatidae. The transcript is spliced from 7 exons. Bases 55 to 999 code for a protein of 314 amino acids.
GUUGCCGUCUGGCAGUCUGAAGAGUACUGUACUCCACAGUGAAGCUGAGCGAAGAUGCGUUUUCUCGUCUCCUCCGUGGUCCUGCUCUUGUUGAGCACAGCCGCCCGUGCCUGGCUGUAUGACACGACUUCCGUCGACUGUCUCCAGUCAGAGUGGAGUGAGUGGAUGAAGGUGGGCUACAACACCCGCCUGCGUUCCAGGGUGAUCCUACGUCAUCCGUCAAACGGCGGGACGGCUUGUGGUCCAAACGAAGAAACGGAGCAGCUGCCUGCAGGCGAGACCAUCACACCCCAGGAAACGGCUCGGGCCUUCGACACGUUCUUCCUGAAGGGACAGAGUACCACUAGCCGGAACCCUGGGAAGGAGCGAGACCUGCUCAUCAUUCUCGAUGAGUCGGGAAGUAUUGGACUUGAAGUCUUCAACGACGCAAAGGAGGCACUGGCUAGACUGUUGGGCUACAUUUGCCCCGGUAUAGGCCCGUCCUAUCCAUACCACCAGAUCGCGUUCAUGACGUUCAGCUCGUCCUACACAGAGCACUUUGACUUCAAUGACUAUGGGACUUACACGGGCGUGAGUAAUGCGAUUAGGCAGGUCACUUAUUCAGAUGGCGGCACGAACACUCACAACGCUCUUGACUACGCCCGGACAACCAUGUUUGCAAAUGGCGACUUCAGCGUUUCUAGUUCUACCAAGGGUCUGAGGCCAGGUUCACUGAAGGAAGUGCUGCUGAUCACUGAUGGGCGGCCCAAUAGCGACUCUCUGACAGAAGCAGCGGCUGAAAGGCUGCGAAACAUUGGCGUUUCUGUGUUUGCUCUGGGCAUAGGCAACGUUAUCCAAAGCCACAUGGAGCAGCUUAUUUCGGAACCAGAGUACAAGCACAUCUUCCACCUCGACUCUUUUGCGGACUUCCACACCAUGGUGGAGUCUGUGGAGUUGGUCUACAGUGGUGGUGAGAGAUGCGUCAACCUCAACCCGUGGAGCCGCCGUAGAAACGCAUGAGCUUUCCCUUCGGCCCAACAACGCUAACACAGGCAUGGUAAUCUCCAAUUUGGGGUUGAAUAAAGUAUUGAAAGC